Molecule: messenger RNA, 1123 nt
Organism: Prionailurus viverrinus (fishing cat)
Lineage: Eukaryota; Metazoa; Chordata; Mammalia; Carnivora; Felidae
Gene: CA1H13orf46
Product: chromosome A1 C13orf46 homolog
Exons: 7
Coding region: 126-839 (237 amino acids)
Source: RefSeq, a predicted model, not a curated record
AGGGGCCCGCAGGGCACACUGGGCUGCUCAUUGGAUCGGACAGAGGUUGGAAGCCAUGCUCUGCGUCUGAGGGCGCACUCAGGAACCCACGUCCCUCUUCUUUCUGGAGCCCUGACGGAGGGAGCAUGAUGGAGAAGGACACAGCCGCACACAGGAGGCACAGGCCGGGCCUCGGGGCCCCUCCAUCAGGGGGAGCCCCCAGACACCUCAAGGCGGCCAGCGAGAUGGUCGAGCUGCAGCGCAGCAGGAGCGUGGGUGGUCUGCUGCAGAAGGGGGACCCUCUGCGCUGCGUCAAGAAGCUGAGCAGGGAGCUGGAGUCCGAGGACCAGGGAAGAGACCUACAGAGUGACACUGAGGAUGCCAACUGUAAGGCAGACCCAGAGGAAGAGAAGCAGGAAAAGAAUCGGGACUCCCUCAGGAAGUUGGACCCUGAUGGUGGCUGGGCGGGGCCGGCGGAACCGGAGUUGGAGUCCAUAAAGCUGGAUGAGCCUUUGGGAAAAGAGAAACCAUCUGUGUUUGUGGAGAUUGAUCUGGGAGACCAUGCGGAGGAGGUGGUCACAGGCACCAUGAAAGAAGAGAAGCAGUCCGAGAUGGACAUGGGGGGUUCAUCAGAAGACGAGCUCUUUCAGGCCUGUUUCAGAUGGUGGGGUUCGGCACCUGCGGGCCAGCCACUGCUUACUGCCCAGUGGGACGCUUCAGCACCGAGUUGCGGGGUCCCUGCAAAGGGAAGACGGGCGGCUGACCCACCCCAGAGGCAGCCUCAGUUGGAAGUGGAGACCCCAGAGACCACCACUGGGGAAAAACUCAAGUUGUGGUGUUCUGGAAACGGGCAGGGGUAGGCGUGGGGCCGAGGGGAGUGGUUUGACUCGGCUGGUCUUUGAGGUGUUUCAUGUUCAGGGGCCCCUUCUGGCUCAGGCCUCCCAGCACAGAGGACAAAGGCAUUGGGUGGGUGGGAGGCAGCUGGUGGGAGGGCCAGCCAGCCUGCCCAGGAGUCUGGCUGUGGGUGCCGGGCCCCGGGCCCCCUGGGCUUGAUGGGCGGCAUGCAUCUGGGGCGCAGGGGUGCUGCCUGUGGCCCUGGGCUCUGAGCUCAGUAGGGGCGGCACCUGUCUCUACCCCGCUCGGC